AUGGGUAAGGCUGGUAAAACGGGCCAACCCGCGGGUUGUGGGUUGGCCCGCGGCGGGUUGCGGGUUGUGUGCGGUGCAGGCUCAAAAGGCCCGUUUUCUGACGAUUUCUUGCUUGUUUUGGCUUGGCUUUGGCCCGAUGAUCCUCCCCGCAAUUCCAUAUCAAUUCUGGAUAAUGAAGAAACCAAAGCUUGUUCAAGCAUGUUUCUGAAUUCCUUUGCUAAAAUCUUCCUCCGCCACAUUUCUACCACCAGCAGCACCACAAGGAAGCUCCUGAAAUCCUCAAAAAUCCCCCAAAGGUACCAAAAGUUCGCUGUCCGUGAAGCCCAGAAAGUCCUCACCGAUUACCUUCACGAAACUCGAUGCUUGCCGUUUGUGUUAGCGGAUCAGAUUGCAAAGAACUCCCUCCUUUCCCUCGUUAACCUCAUUGUGAAGGUGGAUUUCUCGGCCUCCACUUUCUCGAGAAAUUUCGAGAAAUACCUCAGGUACAACCCCAUCGAUGAGUUCGAAUUUUUCUUUGAAAGCAUAGGCAUAGACUACAAUAAUGGCGUUUCUGAGUUGUUGCCUCCGAAUAAGGUCUUCUUUUCUGAAGAUGGGUCACUUCUGGAGGCAGCUCGCGCCCUUUCAUUUUUUGGGUUUCCGUGGGAUAAGCUGGGUAACUUGUAUAAGGAAUGUAGUUCCGUGUUCAGGAGAAGUUCCAAAGAGUUGGGGUCUAAACUCUAUGAGUUUAAGAAGCGCGGGUUUGGUAAUGUUGAAGUGGUUGGUAUAUGUCUAGCUUUCCCCAAUAUCUUGGGUAAGGAAGGUGAAGAGGUUGAUGGCGAAAUUGAUGGCCUGUUUACUGAUCUGAAGUCAGUGUUUUUUGAUUUUGAAUUGGCAAGAUAUGUCGAAGGAAAUAUAGAUUCUUGGCAUGAAAUGCCAGUGGUUUCUGUAUCAAAGCUAUUGAAACACUUUGGCUUGAGCCCUAAAAUUCUGGAGGAUGUUAGUAAAAAAUAUGAUCAUGUAUUGGGGACGAACAAGAUGGAUAAUCUGCCUAAUGUAAUGAGAGCUUUGGAUUUACAUGGAUGGUUCUUCAACAAGAUGAAGGAUGGAAAUCAUAACUUGUUAAUAAGUUAUCUUGCAACCCAUCCUAAUGAAGAGAAGGAUAAAGAGUAUCAAGCCGGCUUAACGAUGAUUUGUGCUUCCAGUUCCCGAAAUCAUAUGUUGAGCAAAUUGAAUUUCUUACAUGGCUUGGGCUUUGGAGAAAAUGCUGUAACUAUAGACAUUGCAGCUUACUUGCAUGGCUAUAGUUGGAAGUUACAGAAAAGGUUUGAAUUCCUUCUGCAUUUAGGGUUUGAAUUCUCAAAGCUCUGUAUCAUGGUGAAAAAAGCACCUAAAAUUCUAAACCAAAAAUCUCAAGUUAUGGAUGAGAAGGUGAAAUUCUUCUGUCAGGAAAUGGGAAUCCCUUUACAGUGUCUGACUCCUUUGGCGGCACUUUUGUAUUAUAAUCUAGAGAACCGAAUUAAGCCUAGGUACGGAUUCCACAUGUGGCUUAAAGAAAAAGGUCUGUUUGGAGAAAAGUAUACCAUCACAACUGUGAUUUCUAGAAGCAACAAUCAAUUUGUAGAUAUAGCUUACAAAAUUCACCCAGCUGCUCCGAAACAUUGGUUUGAGCAAUUCUAUGUUCUUCAUAUGCUCUGGCAGCUUGUUUUUGUUUUUCCCUUGUCUGGAUUAUGCUCCAUCAAUGGCGUCCCUAGCACCCCUUGCCCUGAGGGCUCAUGGAGGAAUGUGAAUUGCUGUCUGUGCAAGGCAGCAGCCAGGGUUCAAACUUGUGACAGAGUUGUUAAGAAGGAACUGGGAAUAUCUUAUCUUGCAAGGCUGCGUUUCCGUUUAAAAGAUCCUAAGUGUUAA
This is a messenger RNA of Neltuma alba, 1884 nucleotides long. RefSeq names its product transcription termination factor MTEF18, mitochondrial. The record is from RefSeq and is a predicted model, not a curated record. Bases 1 to 1884 code for a protein of 627 amino acids. Gene Ontology annotation, molecular function: double-stranded DNA binding. Gene Ontology annotation, biological process: regulation of DNA-templated transcription. The transcript has 4 exons. NCBI's taxonomy places the organism in Eukaryota, Viridiplantae, Streptophyta, Magnoliopsida, Fabales, Fabaceae.